UAGAGGAGGAGCAUCAGCUGUGCUCUGCUCCUUGCCCAGUAAGUACCCAGACUCAGACUCCGUCAUCUAACACAGGUGGAGGAGAGGAAGAGAAGACCACAGCUGGAGAGAUGAGAGCAUCCCAGAGGCUGUCCCUGGUGGGCUUUCUCCUCUUUUUUCUCUUCCCUGCUCACCUCUGUGAGAUCUGUGCGGCAGACAACGAACAGCAGACCAGCCUGGCUCCUCUGAUGGCCACAAUGAUUCAGUCCAGGCAGCCCUUCUCAGAGGUAGAUCCCAGCAUCCUGAUUGCCCUCCAGCUGGCAAGGCAACAUGACCAGAAGGCCGAGACAACCUUCCUCAACCGAGUCAAACAAAACAUCAGACAACGUGGCUCUCAGUCUGCUGAGUCGGUUCGAGGCCAUGGACCUGGGUACACCUUCCGCAGCAUAGAGCAGAUGAACGGAUACCCUAUCUGA
Messenger RNA from Vombatus ursinus (common wombat), 455 nucleotides. RefSeq names its product transcobalamin-1-like. Gene Ontology annotation, biological process: cobalamin transport. Bases 111 to 455 code for a protein of 114 amino acids. The transcript has 3 exons. Lineage: Eukaryota; Metazoa; Chordata; Mammalia; Diprotodontia; Vombatidae. The record is from RefSeq and is a predicted model, not a curated record. Gene Ontology annotation, molecular function: cobalamin binding.